This is a messenger RNA of Callorhinchus milii (elephant shark), 4000 nucleotides long. Its product is annotated as equilibrative nucleoside transporter 1. Gene Ontology annotation, molecular function: nucleoside transmembrane transporter activity. Gene Ontology annotation, biological process: uridine transmembrane transport; nucleoside transmembrane transport. The record is from RefSeq and is a predicted model, not a curated record. Bases 1128 to 2486 code for a protein of 452 amino acids. Lineage: Eukaryota; Metazoa; Chordata; Chondrichthyes; Chimaeriformes; Callorhinchidae. Gene Ontology annotation, cellular component: plasma membrane. The transcript is spliced from 15 exons.
CAGUGCUUAGCUGCCAAGUUUUCCCCACAAAAUCUACACUGCUGUACAAAAGGGAGUGGGAAUCUCUUUGACACAGAGGCAGUGUCGCUUUAAAAAGGGGAAGGUUGGAGAACAUGCAAGAUGUAGGAGGAGCGAUGUUGGAGAGAAAAAGAGAGACACACACACAGAAAAUAUUCAUAGGCUCGGUGUAGUGGAGGAUCAACACAGGAAAGAGCUGUAUACAGCGCAGACUGACAGCCUGACAUGCAGGCAGGAGAAGAAAAUACAUCCUCUCUUCAGGACACGUUCUCUGUGCUCUAUCCACCAACUCAUUCCAGAGCUGUAUUGUGAAUGCAGAUGGAAAUAGAAGAUUCCUGAUCAACGGGUGUGGUGGUGAGGUCUGGUGAUCUGAGUUGUCACAGAUAAACAAGAAGAGUGAAGGAUCUGGACUGGAGAUAGGACUCAGAGUACGGACCUCAGACAUCGCUUGGACGUCAGAGCGCAAAAGGCAACUGCGAGUAGACACGCAGACAGAUUCUCUCUUCUCAGAAACACGUGAGGAAUGAGAUCUUCAAAGGUUGUGAGGUUAUUGCAGGAGAGGGGGGGAUGAGCAGGAGAGUGGGCAGAGAGCAUGGGGAGGCGGGAGGGGGUGAGAGGUUUGCUGGAUCCGAGAGUUGGGCAGUCGUUCCCACACUGGGGUCUGUGGUCAGGGCCCUCCCAGGAGGUGAGCUCAUGUCAAAGACAAAUAGCUGGUUAGGGGGAAAGAUUAAAGGUUGUAGGGAUUAAGUGCAGAGCCAUACGAUCAAACGCUCCACGGGACACGACUGGAUUAUCUGCUGGUGGUGGAGGAGGAGACCGUGGGAAUAGCAUCUGCUGAACAGAGCCCUGCCACACAGCUAGUAAUCUACCAAGGAAGGUCCUGCUCUCCUAUGCAAUCCAGUGACUUUCCUCCAGUUUACUUUUCGCUGGACACCACUCGAGUAGCAAGCUCAGCCUCGGAGAGACGCACCCUGUGUUUAACCCGUCCUGACCUGGAGUGCUGGACGGACAGUGCUUUACUCUGCUUCUAACUCGUGCUGUAUUUCUCCUUGUUGGAGGGUUAAGGUGUGAUCUGAAUAUUGAGAGCGUAGGAGUGCUGUCCGGCAAAAAUGACAAUGAAACAGGAGCCAAGAGACCGGUUCAAUGCUGUGUGGCUAAUAUUUCUGAUCUUGGGCCUGGGGACACUGCUACCCUGGAACUUCUUCAUGACGGCCAUUGGGUAUUUUAAGCAUCGUUUGCAAGAUGAAAUCGAUCCAAACCUGACGCUGAAUGGGACACAGCCCUUGGAAGAAAACUACCUGCAGGGGAUUUUCGGAAACGUGAUGACUCUCUGUGCCAUGCUGCCCCUCCUCAUCUUCAGCUGUCUCAACUCCAUCCUCCAUGAGAGGAUUCCUCAGGCAGUGAGAAUCAAUGGCAGUCUGAUCGCCAUCUUCCUGCUCUUUCUGCUGACCUCGGUCCUCGUUAAAAUAAACAUGAAUCCCACCACUUUCUUCAUAAUCACCAUGGUUACGAUCAUCUCCGUCAACUCGUUCGGAGCCGUACUGCAGGGCAGUGUGUUUGGUCUGGCUGGCCUGCUCCCCACCUACUAUACCACCCCCAUCAUGAGCGGCCAGGGCAUGGCCGGCACCUUUGCAGCUUUGGCUUUGAUCUGUGCCAUCGCAAGUGGAUCUGAGCAGACUAACAGUGCCUUUGGAUAUUUCAUCACUGCUUGUGGGGUCAUCCUUAUUGCUAUCUUGGCUUAUCUUGGCCUACCUCGUCUGGAGUAUGCUCAACACCACUUUAGAAAGGAAAGGUCCAAUCAUACAGCUCCCACCGAGACAUCAGACGAGGCAGAUGCUAAAUUCAACUUCCUGCCAAAAGAUGGAACCCACGACACAGAGAAGGUGCCCUCGAUCAGCCUAAUGGACAAAGAAGAGGAGGCGGAGCAGAGCGAGAAUGUGCCAGUCAUCGCAAUCUUUAAGAAGUUGUGGCUCAUGGCUCUUCUCGUCUGCUUCACAUUCACGGUUACCAUCGGGGUGUUCCCAGCAGUCACUGUCGAUGUGAAGUCUAUCGUAUCCCCCAAAGGAACCUGGGGCUUGUAUUUUAUCCCAAUCGGCUGCUUCUUGUUCUUCAAUGUCUUUGACUGGGUCGGUCGUAGUCUGACUGCCAUCUUCAUGUGGCCUGGACAUAACAGCCGCCUUUUGCCGGUGCUGGUGCUGUGCCGUGUGCUCUUCGUGCCCCUCUUCAUGCUGUGUAACGUGUGGCCACGACGACUCCCUGUCUUCUUCGCCCACGACGCUUGGUUCAUUGUCUUCAUGAUUUUCUUCUCCUUCUCCAAUGGCUAUCUGGCCAGUCUCUGCAUGUGCUACGGACCCACAAAAGUGUCUCCGAAGGAAGCGGAAACUGCAGGCACCAUCAUGUCCUUCUUCCUAUCGCUGGGGCUGGCGCUCGGAGCAGUGUUGUCCUUCCUCUUCCGAGCAAUGAUCUGAUGGGAGAUGCCGGUGGAAAAGCGUCAGACUGGCCAGAUCCACGGAUGGUAUUCUGGAGCGGGUCCUUCCAACUAAAUGGAUGGCUGGCACCAAAAUUCUGCAACCAGUAUUGGUCUUUUUUUUCACAUAUAUUUGAUAUUUCGUCACGUGGAAGACGAACAGUGUUACAACUUGUGGACCUGCGAACAGGACCUCCUCUCCCCGGGGAGAAGUAUGCCUCUGCCCCUGAAUUUACCCUGGCACCAACCAACAGGCAGAACUGCAACAUCAGGCCUACAUCAAAGGCUUCUCCAACACCCGCCUUUCUGCAGUUUGUCAAACGUUGGCACAAAUGUUUUUUUGAACUUAGAUUUUUUUGACGUUUUACUUUCAGAAAUAUCACCUUUUAUAAAUGUUUGCUUUGAGUAUUGGCAUACAGGAGCAGACUGUUUAGCCCAUUGAGCCUGGUCCACUAGUUUACGAGGUCAAGGCAAUUCUUUUAAUUCCACCUCCCCAGCUUUUCCUGUACCCCGCUAAUACCUGCUUCCUUCCCAAAGUAUAGAUCAAGCAAUUGCUUUUUAACCAUCCUAAUUGAUUAUUUGACCUUUCUUGAUCUUGGGGGAGUGGGGGGGGCAGUGUGUUCUGUACUCUCGCAACCCUCUGUGUGAAGAAAUGUUUUCCAAUCCACAGGAACAUAAAAUCUUACAGCACAAAAGGAGGCCAUUCGGCCCAUCGUGCCUGUGCUGGCUCUUUGAAAGAGCUAUGAACUAGUCCCACUCCCCCUCUCUUAUCCCAGAGCCCUGCAAAUUUUUCCUUUUCAAAUACUUAUCCAAUUCCCUUUUGAAACCGACUAUUGAACCUGCUUCCACCAUGCAUUUAAAAUCAUAAAAACUCUGGAUAAAAAAUGUCUCCUAAUCUCGCUUUUAAAUUUGCUUUGAUUUUAAGAUGACACUCCCUGUGUAUUAGACCCAUCUACCAAAGGGAAGAAUCAACUACCUGACUAGUCAGCUCCCCUUAUUAUUUUAAACAUCUCGUUCAAGUGAUCCCUUAACCUCCUCAGAUUUAAGCAAUAUAGCCCACGUUAUCUGGCAUUAUUUACUAUUUUCCUCACCAUCCUUUUGUAUUAACGUUUUUUUUAAACAACAGAUCCUUUUAAGAAUGAAUGUAUUAAAUGGAGCAAAGUAUACGCUCAUGGCUGCCAUGUCCGACCUCCGCCCGUAAGUGGCAUUAUAGGCUUAUGUGCUUUUAUACACAGAACCAGGCUUUCACACAGUGUGGUAUCGCCACCUACCGCCAGACAGUGCGUGCCACAUCCAUCCUUUGUAUUAUUAAUUCACAAGACUUUACAGCUCUUGUGUGUGUGUGUGUGUGUGUGUGUGAGAGCAAUGUGUGUCAGCCAUACAGACAGUAAGGCCUCUUAGCUAAGAACAAGUGUAUAUCUGUUCUUAUAAGUUACUCCUUGAGCUAGCACCUGCCAGAGAAGUUCUGUUGAGAUUUGCUUGUGUUGGUUACCAUGACCGAAGCUCACCCAUAAA